AGAUACACAUUUACAACCUGAUAUUGAUGACAAGACUUCAGACUCUUAUGAACCUGACAAAGGGGCGAAACAAUUUACCUGCAGUGUCUGUAACAAAAGAUACAGAUCAAAGUCACUGCUCCGAUACCACAUGUGUGAUCCUGAGUUAUCACAAAAGCAACCCCGUAUGGAACGCAAGAAACCACUGAAACUAUGUGAAUGCUCCGAGUGUGGAAAAAAAUUUAGCUAUAACUACAACCUGAUAUUGCACCAGAGAACCCACACAGGGGAGAAACCUUUCAGCUGCUCAAGUUGUGGUAAAAAAUUUACAAGCAAAAGUUCUCUUUGGGGACACACGACAAGUCAGGCAGGAGAGAAACCCUUCAAAUGCUCAGUUUGUGGUGAGUUUUUUAAUCAUGCAUGUCUGCGCUACCACAUGACAUCUCACACUGGAGAGAAACCAUUUGAUUGCUCAAUAUGUGGUAAAAAAUUUGAAUACAAAUUAUAUCUAGACUCCCACAUGACAGUGCACACAGGGGACAAACCAUUUGAAUGCUCCGAGUGUGGAAAAAAAUUUAGCUAUGAUUACAACCUGAUUGAGCACCAGAGAACCCACACAGGGGAGAAACCUUUCAGCUGCUCAAGUUGUGGUAAAACAUUUAUAAGCAACAGGUCUCUUUGGAGACACACGAUAGGUCAGGCAGGAGAGAAACCCUUCAAAUGCUCAGUUUGUGGUGAGUUUUUUAAUCAUGCAUGUCUGCGCUACCACAUGACAUCUCACACUGGAGAGAGACCAUUUGAUUGCUCAAUAUGUGGUAAAAAAUUUGAAUACAAAGUAAAUCUAGAGUCCCACAUGACAGUGCACACAGGGGUCGAACCUUAUGAAUGCUCCGAGUGUGGAAAAAAAUUUAGUAAAAAGUUCAACCUGAUUUUGCACCAGAGAACCCACACAGGGGAGAAACCUUACAGCUGCUCAGCUUGUGGUAAAACAUUUACAAGCAAAGGGACUCUUAUAAGACACACGAUAGGUCAGACAGAAGAGAAACCCUUCAAAUGCUCAGUUUGUGGUGAGUUAUUUAAUCAUGCAUGUCUGCGCUACCACAUGACAUCUCACACUGGAGAGAAACCAUUUGAUUGCUCAAUAUGUGGUAAAAAAUUUGAAUACAAAGUACAUCUAGAGUCCCACAUGACAUUGCACACAGGGGACAAAGCUUUUGGCUGCAGUGCCUGUAACAAAAAAUUUAGAUCAGCGUUUGAUCUCCAAAAUCACAAGUGUGCUGAUGAGUCAUCACUAGAGCAUUCCCGCAUGAAAAGCAAGACACAAGUGAAGUGUUCUGAAUGUGAUGCAACAUUUCCUUCCAUCUCCCAAGUCGAUGUUCACAUGAGGACACAUAAGGGACUGAAAGUGUAUACUUGCUCUUAUUGUGAUCUCCUGUUUGGAUGUGAAAGCCUUCUUGAGAAACAUUUGACAGUCCAUAUAGGACAGACACUAUACAGCUGCUCUGUUUGCAGUGAGACCUUUAAACGCAGUGAUACUCUUGUAGAACACAUGAAACACCACACCAGCCCAGAGGAGAAUCGAUUCUGCUGCAAUGACUGCGGCGAAGUAUAUCGUUGGCAAUAUCAGCUGAAAAUACACGAGUGUCCUGCUAAGUCAUCUCAGCAAAGCACAACAGACUUUAAGAAAAAUGACUGUGGAGAAGCACAACAAUCCAGAACCUUAGAUCCAGAUAGACAAUCCAAACCAGAUACUGACAAAAAGAUUUUGGUAUCUUAUGAAACUAAUGGCAGCGCUGACGUUUCUUUUUGGAAAGAACCCAUUGAUGAAGGAUGUCAAACUGACAAGAAGCCAUUCACUCCUGUUCCAAUCAAGAGUGAAGAUGAUGAAAAGAAACGAUUAAACCCCUCUGAGAACAAUAAAGCUUUUACAGAAAGAGAAAGUCUGAGCCAAUACAUGGCAUUACACACAGAGGUAAACAGGGAGUUAAAGAAGGAGGACCCAGAUCCACACAUUAAAGAGGAACAGGAGGAAGUCUGGACCAAUCAGGAGGGAGAUCACCUUCAAGGACUGGAGGAGGUUGAUAUAACCAAGUUCAUAUUGACUCCUGUUCCUGUGAAGAGUGAAGAUGAUGAAGAGAAACCUCAGUCCUCACAGCUUCAUCCAACACUAACUGAGGAGAUAAAAACAGAAGCUGAUGGAGAGGACUGUGGAGGAUCAGAACCAGACAGGAACUCACACCCAGAUACACAUUUACAACCUGAUACUGAUGACAAGACUUCAGACUCUUCUGAACCUCAACCACAAGUGUGA
Messenger RNA from Scomber scombrus (Atlantic mackerel), 2290 nucleotides. Its product is annotated as oocyte zinc finger protein XlCOF22-like. NCBI's taxonomy places the organism in Eukaryota, Metazoa, Chordata, Actinopteri, Scombriformes, Scombridae. Bases 131 to 2290 code for a protein of 719 amino acids. The record is from RefSeq and is a predicted model, not a curated record. The transcript has 4 exons.